GUACUGGGGAUUGAACAAGGUAAGAGAAGCCAAAGAAAAUAAAGUAGAUGGAAAGAAGGAGCCAAGCGCUAAUCCAGUGCCCAGGUGCCCACAAACUGCCUACCCAGCGUUGUUCCAGCGCCCACAAUUUGCCCUAACAGCACUGAUCCAACUCAGAAUCAACGCCCCAUCGCCUAGAUUUUGCUUACCCAGCGUAGAUCCAGCACCUAGUCGCGCCCCAUCUGUCCCAACAACUUGCAAAUAG
Ilex paraguariensis (yerba mate) is the source of this 244-nucleotide messenger RNA. The record is from the annotation of a GenBank genome assembly. Lineage: Eukaryota; Viridiplantae; Streptophyta; Magnoliopsida; Aquifoliales; Aquifoliaceae.